AUGAUCAACCCGGAGGCGGAGGGAGACAGGUGCGAACGGCACCCAGUGCACUUGAAGUCAAUAGGAGUUUGCCCCUGCUGCCUCCGCGAGGCUCUGUCUCGCCUCCUCUGGGCCUCCUCCUAUGGAAUCUAUGCCGCUGCUGCUUCCACCACCUCUUCAUCUCCUUACUCUUACCUCUCUUCUGUUUCCGUGUCUCCAUCCUACAUUGAUCUGAAGAGGCCAAGGCCAUCUUUUCACUUCGAAAGGAGCGUCGAGGACCGAGACUCUGCCGGUUGGAAGGAGCCGCUGACAAAGAGCCAGUCUUUGGUCUUCGCGAGAGGCCGGAAGAAUGGGAAAAAAGAGAAGGAAAAGGAAGGGAAGAAGGAGAAGAAAGGAAGGUUUUGGUCUAAGCUGCUGUGGGGUUCAAGCAAGAGGAAGGAGGAGGGUGUUGCCUCCUUGGACUCCAAGGCUUUCAAGGGGAAGCCUUCUACCAAGUAG
Messenger RNA from Phoenix dactylifera (date palm), 477 nucleotides. The record is from RefSeq and is a predicted model, not a curated record. NCBI's taxonomy places the organism in Eukaryota, Viridiplantae, Streptophyta, Magnoliopsida, Arecales, Arecaceae.